CCGGGGCGUGCACGGAAGCGGUCAGCAGCUAGGAGGGAGCAGCCGAACGGGCAGUCUAGCGGAGGGCUGGCAGGUCACCGGCUGUGCGCACGAUGAGACCCGGAGAGGAGCGGCCCGUGGAGGGGGGCGCCUGUGCCGGCGUCUCCGAGCUGGAGCUGCUGAAGCUGCGCGCCGCGGAGCGCAUUGACAAGGCGGCCGAGCGGCUGGGGGCCCUGAGCCGCGCGAUCUGGAGCGAGCCCGAGCUGGCCUACGAGGAACACCGGGCCCACGGCGUGAUGACACGCUUCUUCGAGUGCGAGCCUCCGGCCGCCUCGUGGUCGGUGCAGCCGCACUACCACCUGGCCACGGCCUUCCGCGCCGAGUGGGGGCCGCCGGGGGUCGGCGCGGCGCCGCGCCCCCUGCAGCUGGGCUUCCUCUGCGAGUACGACGCGCUGCCCGGCAUCGGGCACGCCUGCGGCCACAACCUGAUCGCCGAGGUCGGGGCGGCGGCCGCGCUGGGCGUGAAGGGGGCCCUGGAGAGCCUCCCCGGGCCGCCUCCGCCGGUGAAGGUGAGGUGGGGCCCUGGCUCGGGACUUCCAUCGCCUGCCCAAGCCGGGCGGGACCCGGGGAUCGCAGGACCCGGCGCUUCCCGUGCGAGUCCGCUCCCCUCGGGGUCCCGGCCUCGCCUUUGCCAGAAGACAGAACCCCUGGAUAAAAGCCUCGUGACUGUGAAAUACUACGGAAAAGCAUCUCAUGCUGCUGCAUAUCCCUGGGAAGGAGUAAAUGCAUUAGAUGCUGCUGUCCUGGCUUACAACAAUCUGUCCGUGUUGAGACAGCAAAUGAAACCAACCUGGAGAGUUCAUGGCAUAAUAAAAAGUGGUGGUGUAAAACCCAAUAUCAUUCCCUCUUAUUCUGAAUUAAUCUAUUACUUCCGUGCACCCUCAAUGAAAGAACUUCCAGUUUUGACCAAAAAGGCAGAAGAUUGCUUCAGAGCUGCAGCUUUGGCUACUGGGUGUACAGUAGAAAUUAAAGGUGGAGCACAUGAUUAUUACAAUGUUCUUCCCAAUAAGAGCCUCUGGAAAGCUUAUAUUGAAAACGGAAAAAAACUUGGAAUAGAAUUUAUUUCAGAAGAUGCAAUGUUGAAUGGCUCUUCAGGAUCUACUGAUUUUGGAAAUGUUACUUUUGUGGUUCCUGGGAUUCAUCCAUAUUUUUACAUUGGAUCUGAUGCCUUAAAUCAUACAGAACAGUAUACGGAAGCUGCAGGAUCACAGGAAGCUCAGUUCUACACUUUACGUACCGCCAAAGCUUUGGCAAUGACUGCAUUGGAUGUUAUUUUUAAACCAGAGUUGUUACAGAGAAUCAAAGAGGACUUUAAAUUGAAACUUCAAGAAGAGUUUUUAAAUACAGUAGAAUAAAAGGAAGAUCUGGAGCCACUUAUGGAUCAUUAAGAAGUAAUAGUUUUUUUCUUUAAUCUUUUUUAAUGAUGGAGAAAGGCAUCCUUAAUUUUUAGUCUUAAGGGAGUCAAGUUCCUCUUACCUGAAAAAUGAGGACAUGAUGUGGCAAAAACACAUGACCUCAGGGGCAUCUGGCUGGCUCAGUCAGUAGAGCACGUGACUCUUGAUCUCGGGGUCAUGAGUUUGAACCCCAUGUUGGGCGGAGAGUUUACUUUAAAAAAAUUAAUUUAAUAAAUAAAAUGAAAAUUUUCACAAAUCUGUGUUUGAUGCAGUUGUGAUCUUUUAGGAGCUGAUAUGUGAUGGCAUUUCUUUCCUUUUUUUUU
Molecule: messenger RNA, 1756 nt
Organism: Leptonychotes weddellii (Weddell seal)
Lineage: Eukaryota; Metazoa; Chordata; Mammalia; Carnivora; Phocidae
Source: RefSeq, a predicted model, not a curated record